Salmo salar (Atlantic salmon) is the source of this 2499-nucleotide messenger RNA. Its product is annotated as torsin-1B. Gene Ontology annotation, cellular component: endoplasmic reticulum lumen; nuclear envelope; endoplasmic reticulum. The record is from RefSeq and is a predicted model, not a curated record. Lineage: Eukaryota; Metazoa; Chordata; Actinopteri; Salmoniformes; Salmonidae. Gene Ontology annotation, molecular function: kinesin binding; ATP binding; ATP hydrolysis activity. Gene Ontology annotation, biological process: nuclear membrane organization; protein localization to nucleus.
GAUUUGCUGUCGCAUAAUGAUUACGUAGGAGGAAAUAGCUGACUUGGACUCUUAACGUCUUUGCGUUCUUAAAUUAUAAACUAGGUAGCUAAAUGUUUAUUUGAAGUUAAAAUGAAAGCAACAUACAAAACCUAUUUCGUAUAUUAUGUGUUGAUAUCGAGUGGUUUUGUGAACGCGUUCGAACCAAUCUCAACCACAAUUGUGGUCGGUGCGGGAGUAACGUUAGGCCUAGCAGCACUGGGGCGGAAAAUUUACAAUCAUUUACAUGAAAGUUGCGAUUCAAAAUGGAUUGCUUUUAAUUCAACAGAUUCUGCUGGUAUGCUCCUGAAGUUGGAAGUAAUGGGCUACGCCCGCGGUUUGAAAGUGGCCCUAGAUCAGAAGCUGUUUGGUCAACAUGUUGCCUCCAGAGUCGUCCAGAAAGCUGUAACGGGUUUCAUGAACAAUAAAAACCCUAAAAAGCCCCUGGUGCUCUCUCUACAUGGCUGGACUGGCACAGGGAAGAACUUAGUCAGCCAGUUGAUAGCUGAAAACAUCUACAAGGAGGGCAUGGCCAGCAGUUUCGUCCAUCAGUUUGUGACUUCUACUCACUUCCUUCAUUCGAGUCAGCUUGAGAACUACAAGUCUCAGCUGCAGCAGUGGAUCAAAGGCAACGUCACCAACUGCCCACGUUCCAUGUUCAUCUUUGACGAGAUGGACAAGAUGCACCCUGGCCUGAUCGACUGUAUAAAGCCCUACCUGGAAUACUACGAAAAUCUGGACGGGGUCUCCUACCGCCAAGCCAUCUUCAUCUUCCUCAGCAACGCUGGAGGAGAGCAAAUCACGCAGGUGGCCCUGGACUUCUGGAAAGCAGGUCGAGACCGAGAGGAGAUAAAAUUGCAACACUUAGAACCAGCUCUCUCCCUGUCCGUGUUCAACAACAAGAAGAGUGGGUUGUGGCACUCUAGUCUGAUAGACAGGAGCCUAGUUGACUUCUUUGUCCCCUUCCUGCCUCUGGAGUGCAGACACGUGCUGCUGUGUGGCAUGGCAGAGAUGUCUGCCAAGGGCCUGAAGCCCAACCAGGACGUGGUCAACCAGAUGGCCAGAGAAUUGGUCUAUUUCCCCAAGAGCGAGAAGAUCUUCUCCGUCAAUGGCUGCAAGACCAUCGGCGGCAAGCUAGAUUACUACACGUAGUGUGUGUUUGAGAUCAACUACGUUUCUACUGGCAGCUGCAGACUGACUGAUCUAAUCGUAAUGAGUAGUAAUUUAGGAUGAAAGGUGGUUUGUAGGUCUGAUCAGUCAGUCUUCCGUUGCUGACGGAAAUGUAGACUAUCUCAGAUGAAACAGCUACUGUAUCUAUCUACCUCCUACUCUACUGUGUGCACUUUCUUAAUGAGAACAUCUCUGCCAGUCAGAGUGAGGAACUCUGACUGAUGACCCGCCCCUCAGGUCUCCCAACGUCAACACAACCAUGUGGAGGACAUCAACGGUAUUGCUCUGAUGGUGUCACUUCUCCCUGAAGAUGUACUACUGAGAGAGAGGAGGAUGAAUUUAGAGAGAUAAAAAAAAUAUAUUUUAAAAACAGUGAGGCGAAACACUACUUUUUAACCAAUCAAGGUGCUUGAUCCUGACUUGUAUAUUCUGUAAAUGAGUAUCGCCAAAUAAUGACUUUCUUUUUCAUGGAAAUCUGCUGCACAUGAAAUGUGCAAUCGAAAACAAGUUGUGUAUUAGAAACAAAUGUUGUUUUAAAGUUACAAUCGCUAAUACAUUUUUCAGCCAAACGGCAGCCCUGCCACUUGGUUUGCUAUCAAUCUGAGGGAUACUGGGACCGGAAAAAUGUCACCACUCUCUAAAUGACAGAUGGAGCUAUAGAUGCAAGGACUCACAUUCCAUGAGAUCAACGUGAUGGUUAUAUUCUUCAAGAAUCAAUUGGUGCAUAUCGUUAAUUGAAAUAAGAAUUGGCCAGCUGUAACUAAUGAAGCUUGCCCCUUUAAUUGUCAUUGAAAACGUAGCACUGAAGUAUUGUGCAUUUGUGGCGCACUGGAUACCCAUUGUGUAUUUUGUAUCUAUUGUCAAUACCCAGUUUACCAGUACCUAAACAUAGGAAAAAUCUGCCUUAAAAUCAAUUUUGCCUUUGUUUUUAAUCCUUACUCAUUCACCAGAAACAUUGUGUGCAUUUCAAAUUCUGCUUUAAGUUUAUAUUUGUGGGUAUACAAGUAUUUUGUUUUCAGUCUACCAAUUACAUUUUUUUCAGGGUUGAUCCAGAUUUGUCCUAAAUCAUUUAUUUGAGUAAAUAAUUUAAUUGAGUAGUCCAACAGUCCAUCUUGAUUAAAUGUCUGCAACAAAAUAAAUCCAAUUGUAAUUUGUUUUAAUGUAACUUAACCACAGUGAAAAAAUGUUAUGCUUUAUGUGCAACUGUAUACUGUGCCUUAGUUGGCAUAGGGUUCUCGGUCUAAAUGCACAAAAUAAUUACAGGAAGGAAGGUUCCAAAUUGUUCAUUAAAAUGUUUUUACAUGGGAAAAA